This is a messenger RNA of Trichomonas vaginalis G3, 333 nucleotides long. RefSeq names its product ubiquitinyl hydrolase protein. Lineage: Eukaryota; Parabasalia; Trichomonadida; Trichomonadidae. The transcript has a single exon. Bases 1 to 333 code for a protein of 110 amino acids. The record is from RefSeq and is a predicted model, not a curated record.
AUGCAGACGGGUAAUGUAAAGCAGUCUGUAACUAACACAGAAGAAUUAAUACAGGCUUUUAUAAACAAUAACAUAGCACAAAUCAAUGGUUUUCUCAAAGACGCUAAUUUAGAUACGUUGAAAAAAUUAAACAAAGAAGAGAUAUUGCAUUUGCUCGAUUACAUGGGAAUAAGUAAUAGAUUCUUCAAACUCAUUUAUGAUACUUUUAAUACCCAAGCAAAUGAAGUUCAAGAAAAAAAGAUUUCUAAAGAAUCAUUAGUUGAUGAACCCCAAACAAUCGGUGAUAUUGCACCUGUAGAAGAGGGAAGUGGAACACAAAUAAGAAAGCAGUAA